Nerophis lumbriciformis (worm pipefish) is the source of this 5386-nucleotide messenger RNA. RefSeq names its product inhibitor of Bruton agammaglobulinemia tyrosine kinase (gene ibtk). Gene Ontology annotation, molecular function: protein tyrosine kinase inhibitor activity; protein kinase binding. Lineage: Eukaryota; Metazoa; Chordata; Actinopteri; Syngnathiformes; Syngnathidae. Gene Ontology annotation, cellular component: nucleoplasm; cytoplasm. Gene Ontology annotation, biological process: negative regulation of protein phosphorylation. The record is from RefSeq and is a predicted model, not a curated record.
GUGCUUUUUUUUUUAACCUAACGGGGAGGCAGGAACCCCGUCAAAUUCAUACUUCAUAUUUAAAAAUAUUUUUGUAACAAUGCCACAGUGGAUUAAUAUUGAUGAUGCUAUUAAUAUCCUGACAUGUUCUUCGUUCAUCUAGCGAAAGGUUUCCUCUUCAAUUAUGGAGUUUUAAAGAAGCCAAGUGUGUGUUUUGAGGGGAAAGGAUGCCUUUCCCCUCAAGUUGAUGGUUGGACUGAUUGGUGAGAAGAUUGUGGGAGGUCUUAAAGGUGUUGCCUUUUGUAAAUUAACUUUAGAAUAAUAAGGGACAGAAUAUUUUUUUUGUUGCAAAUAUUGAAUUGUACAGUUUUGUAAAAAAACAAAAAACAAACAAAAAAAAAAAGGUAGUUUUGUUGUGACACAGUUGAAUGAAGCAAGCUUCUUUUUGGCUUGUAUUCACCAUUUUCUUUGAAAUGGUAGACUGAUCAAGUCUUAGAGUCUCUGGGGUCGCUAGGGUGCGGUGGAACCUCAACACAGGCACAAUUCUAGCGCUCCACAACCGUCCCAACCUUUUGUUUUUCUUUAAGAGAGAAGCCUUAUUUUAGUUUACAUUGCAGCAGUGUGUGUACUUGUGUGUUGACUUUUGGAAAGGUAGCAGGGUUUAGAUUUGGGGUCGCUCAGGAUGAGUCUGGCAUUGCCGGACUGCACCCCAAAAUGCCGCUCACUGCAGCAUGCAAAUGAGGCAGUAGCGGCAAUAACGGGUGGCUCUGAGGGGCAGCUGAGGGCUUUCUUAUCCUCGUACUGCCACAACGCUGCAGUUUUGCGGGACGAAUUUGGUCGCACAGCGUUGCAUCUGGCUGCCUCACUGGGGAAGAAGGCCUUACUGGAGUGGCUGCUGGAAAGUAAGAAUGCUGACUUGACCGUAAAGGAUCAGGAAUCGGGCUGGACUGCCCUGCACCGCAGCGCCUUCUAUGGACAAAUUCACUGCCUCCUUUCCCUGGUCAAGCAUGGUGGACUCCUCUCCACUCAGGAUAAGGAAGGUUUAUCUGUCUUGGACUUGACAAUGAAAGACAGACCAGCUCAUAUUACAUUUAGAAGCACAGACCCGACUGAGGUUUAUAUGUGGGGAAACAAUACUAAUUUCAGCCUUGGCCAUGGUAAUCAAGAGAGUCGACAGCACCCUGAGUUAGUGGAUGCCUUUGCAAGGACUGGUGUUUACAUCAAGCAGGUGGUGCUAUGCAAGUUCCAUUCAGUCUUUCUGUCUCAAAAAGGUCAGGUAUUCACAUGUGGACAUGGACAAGGAGGACGCCUUGGCCAUGGAGAUGAACAGACUUAUUUGGUUCCUCGGAUGGUGGAGGGUCUGAUGUCCCACCACUGUUCUCAGGUGGCAGCAGCAAAAGACCACACUGUGGUGUUAACAGAAGAAGGUUAUGUGUAUGCUUUUGGCCUCAACACUUUCCACCAACUCGGCUUGGCUCCUCCCCCGGCCUCAGCACAUGUUCCUAAACAGGUGUUUUCCAAAACAUUGAAAGGGAGGACAAUUAUUGGAGUGGCAGCAGGAAGGUUCCACACAGUGCUAUGGACCAGGGAGGCGGUUUAUACAGUGGGACUCAAUGGAGGGCAGCUUGGUUACUUGUUGGAUCCUAAUGGAGAAAAGUAUGUAACAACACCUCGGCAAGUAUCAGCUCUGUACCACAAGGAUAUUACCAUAGCAAUGGCUGCCGCUGGUGAUGGAGCGACUGUGAUCGUGACAUUAAAGGGGGAUAUCUACCUGUUGGCUGAAUACCAGUGUAAAAAGAUUGCUUCAAGGCAACUGAACAUCAAAAAGGUCCUUGUCAGUGGUGGCAGUCUGGACCAUUGUGUGAAUGCACAGAUUCUAAGUGAGGGAGGGGGAGAGAAAGUGUCCAUCUUGGCUUUAGAUGAAGCCGGUCGGGUGUUUUGCUGGCGCUCCUCGGGUAGCUCGAUGAGACUGUGCCGGUGGGCGUAUGGGCGCCAGGUUUUCAUGUCGGACAUCGCUCUCAGCAAAAACGGCAUGAUGUUUGUGACUCAGGAGGGUGAGGGUUUCAGUGGUGUGUGGGCUGGAGAAUAUAAGAAGUACAGAGAGAAAAAAGAGACCAAUGUGGAGGUUUGUGGACAUUCAGAUGUUCGCACAAUGUUUCAGCGAAUUCGUCUGGAGAAGCUCCCAUGCAUUCAUAGAGCUGUCAGCAUCACCAUGGACUCCAAUGGCCGAAAUUUUGGAUUGCUCCAGGUUGAUCCCAAAGCAAGUUUAUAUGAGAUUCCUAGCAUUUCUCCAUCCUCCUUUACCACACACUUUCGGAGACUUCUGGAAGAAGCGGAUGAAAUGGAUAGCAUUCACGAUGUGACCCUCCAGGCGAGUGAUCGAACAUUUCCGGCUCACAAAUAUAUCCUGUCAAUGAGGUCAGAGUUCUUCCGGAAACUGUUUAUGUCUGAGUGUUGUGGGGUUGACGAAGACCUUGAAGUUAAGAAGAGUGAAGAUGCAGUGGGCUGUGACCUACUGAUUUUGGAAAAGAUUCCACCUGACAUGCUGGAGUAUGCCCUGCACUUCAUCUACACUGAUUCCUGUGAGCUACUGGUGCAUGGGGCCCGACCAAGAUGCUCAGGAACCCUGACUGAACAAAUCCUGGAUUCAGAAGAGACGCUUAUCAGCAGCCUGCAGGAAUUGGGCCUUAGGGGUCGCUCAGCACUGGAAGUAUAUCACUCCCUUCCACCUGCAGCUAGAGGAGAUGGUGAUAAUGCCACAAGCAAGGGCUACAAGCCCGGCAAGAAAGUGAGAGGCAAAGGUGACAAGGGUGCUAAUGAGGGAGCGUACAAUCCAGUCAAAGCUUUACAGGGUGUCGCCAAGAAGCUUGGCUUACGCAGCCUGUCUGCACGACUUGAUGGUGUCAAAUAUGAAGGGGGGAAAAUCAAUGUUGUACAUAAGAAAAAUGGCAACACACAUAAAUUCAACCAAAAGAAGGGUUCCUACCUGUGUGAUGUUACUCUAAAGUCACAAGAUGGGAAAGAGUUUCCUUGUCAUAAAAGUGUCCUCUGUGCAAGACAAGAGUACUUCCACAGUAUGCUUGGCAACCCCUGGAUUGAGGCUACUUCCUGUACUGCACUUGAGAUGCCUACCAGCGCAGAGAUUCUGCAGGUCAUUCUCGAGUAUAUUUACACAGAUGACUCCCCCACCAUUCGAGACUCUUUGGAUGUGGCCUUUGUGUGCAACGUACUUGUUGCAGCUGAUCAGCUGCUAAUUCCACGAUUGAAGGAAAUGUGCGAGGUCGUCAUCACAGAGAACUUUACUCUGAAAAAUGCGGCAGAGCUGCUGGAGUUUGCCACAAUGUACAACGCAGAUCAACUUAGACUCUCGUGCUUUCAAUUCGUCGGGCUCAACAUGGCUGCAGUUCUAGAGUCAAAAUCACUGGACAAUCUUAGUGAUGAAGUGCUUAUGGAACUUUCUGUGGCCUACAGGAAAAUGAUCCCGGCAAUGCAAAGAAGGCUUGUCACGCCAUACCCCAAUGCUCCAGAUCUCAGUAUGUAUGAAGAUAAGGAUUUGGAUUCGGCCUUCAGCCCCAAACCGGAAGAAGAAUUGGAUCAAUUGAACAGGGAUGUACUUCUUAAGAAAGCCAAAACUAAGGCAAAAAAGAAACCAAGGCGACGCUCUGACAGCUCAGGAGGCUACACUCUGUCGGAUAUUAUUCAUAGCCCCCCUUCUGCAGUGGUUUCCCCAUGCUUGGUGAAGACAGGAAAAGGCACCUCUACAGAGUCACUGCAAGAGUUGCUCACAUCAGACUCCGAGGGUAGCUGCAUGGGACUUGGCAGCCCCCGAGACGUGCAAUCGCCAGUAUUUCAUGACAGAGCUGAGAUUAGUGUCGGAUUGAAGAGCCCAUCCAGUACCUUAACCUCAAGGAAUGGCCUCACAACUCCCCCGAGCUCUGGUCCACAAAACAUCCCCAAGCUCCUUCAUAGACCUGCCAAUCCACCCCCUGUCUUGGAUCUUAGAGCUAUCAUGGACAUGGAAGCCAAUUCUGUACAGACCACCAAAGCAGUUCCCAAAAGCCCUGCCAACAUCAGCACCCUCAGCAAACAUUCUUCUCCUAUGACUAAACUGUCCCAGAAGCAAAGGAAGAUGUUAGCAUUGGCAAGUAAGGAGACCAGUGUGGAGUCGACAGCAUCCAAACCCACUCCUACAGUCACGCCAUCCAAAAGCAGUAGUAGGAAGGCCUGGGCAACAGCAAUCCAGUCACCAUCGUCCUCAUGCUCAUUUCGGACACUACUGGAAGAGGAGGAGAGCCAACUCAUCAGAGCGGGGCAGCCUGGAAAUCAAAAGGUUCUAGGUGCUCAAGGGUCCGCAGUCUGUGUUAUACCUGUCAGUAGGAAGGUGACGUUCAGAUGCGAUGAGCGCAGCGAACUGGAAAAACCUUCAGGGCCAUGGGUGAUGGCCGCAGCAGCAGCGGGAAGCCCACCCCUCCCCUCUCUGGUGACCUUUGCUUCCAUUGUGGAGGAGGAGCGGCAGCAGGAAGCCGCACUAAUCCGCAGCCGAGAGAAACCGCUGGCACUCAUCCAGAUUGAAGAGCGGGCUAUCCAAGAGCUUUUGUUCCAUUACGAGGCACGCGACAACCCCGACGAACUGAUUUCAGUGGAGAGGGCCUCCUCUGGUCCCAUGGCAGCCCCGAUGUGGAACAAACACUGAUUACUAGCUACUUCAUACCAGUGAUGUGAGAGGAUUAUUGGCAGGUUGCGCUGACCUCAUGCUCUCACUCUUUAGAGAUAUAUGCUUCUUUUCUGCACAGUGUUACAUCAAAUUUUCUUCCAUUGCUGCUCAUUGUAAUGUUAAUGUAUGUUACUAAGUUAAUAUAGCCCAUUAAUGCUAAAUGCGGAUCAGCAGAGGUGCUUCUGUUUGUGAACUUUUUUUGUUCGUUCAAUUCCAUGACUUAACAGCUUCAUAAUUGUUAUUGCAAUGGAAAGUUGCCAAAGAAAAUGGAUGGUGAUGAUGGAGCUAAAAAUAAAAGUUCUCCAUAAUCCUGAGAAAGUGCCAACUUGUGGCAGUUUCCACAUUGGUUUUUGUAGUUGAUUCAGCUACAUAGUUGAGUUGCAGUGAUUGUAUGAUCUCAAUGACAUCUAAAGUGGUGGUGUGUUCAUAAUUUGGUGUUAGUGAUUCAUAAAUACUUAGCAGUGUUAAAUGUGUGAAGCUGGCUUUACCCCUCAUAUUUGAAAGAUUUAGCACCUUUUAGUUUAAUUUCUUGUCUAUUUUAGGAUUUUCUGGAGCCAUUUCAGGUAAUGCAGGUACUUUAGUUGAACCAUGUAUGACAUUAAGUUAGUAUAAUAGUGUUGUCUGUCUAUAAAAGAGGCUAUUGUAUGAAAAAGGGCAUGCAAUAAAGUAUUGCAAGUGUGCAAUGACCCAGUA